Lachancea nothofagi CBS 11611 is the source of this 243-nucleotide messenger RNA. The record is from the annotation of a GenBank genome assembly. NCBI's taxonomy places the organism in Eukaryota, Fungi, Ascomycota, Saccharomycetes, Saccharomycetales, Saccharomycetaceae.
AUGUCGGACCCUGGGCAACUAAAUAGAUUAUCGAGAACAGCUGGAGCAAGACAUUUCAAGAGCGGAGCUCUAGGAUUUGUUAUUGGAGUGUCAUUGGCAUCUUUUUUGGCAGUGCGGAUCGUAGAUAAGACUAGGAAGGAAAUGGACUGGGCCGAUAGUGUGUCAGACCUGAGUCGGUCCGUGAGAACUCUGGAGACGCACGUUAAAGACUUAGAACGCAAUUCCUCGAAUGGCAAACCUUGA